Plasmopara halstedii is the source of this 225-nucleotide messenger RNA. RefSeq lists its product as uncharacterized. The coding region runs from base 1 to 225 and encodes 74 amino acids. NCBI's taxonomy places the organism in Eukaryota, Oomycota, Peronosporomycetes, Peronosporales, Peronosporaceae. The transcript is spliced from 2 exons. The record is from RefSeq and is a predicted model, not a curated record.
AUGAAGGACGUGUACUUUGAUGUAACACAGAUUGAAAUCAACUGUGCACUCACUGCUCAUAAAGCGGACGACGUGAGAUUUACUCAAAAGCCUCCGUAUCCUUGGUAUCGACGAAGCCAACUUUGUUUUAGCUGUGUCGUGGUCAAAGUUGAGCCAAGUUUAGACAUUGGAUCGUGGACAUGUGUAUGCAUAAAUACAGGCAUAUCGCGCUUGAAAUCUUUCUAA